ACCGGAUGAAGCUGAGGAGAUCGCUCUGACGUGUGACUCACUUGGUUUCUCCUGUAAGGCUGUGGAAAUGACACCCAUAGUGCAUCUGUUGUUGCUCGGGUCCCUACUUUGCAUUGCUGCAGGGAAAGACCUGGAGGAGAAGAAGGGCCCGUUUGUGGAUGUUCAGUUAGACGUGACCGAGGCAACGCCAGUGCCCUAUCCAGUAUAUCAGUUUCAGGUACCUGAAGGCGCUAAUAGUUUCAAGCUGAAUGGAGAAGGCACAGACAUUUUUAGAAUGUCAAAGGAUGGCUGGCUUUACCUGGAGAAACCUCUGGACUGGUCUCAAGCAACCCACUAUGCAUUCAAUGUGGAGGCAGUGGCAGAUGAAGAUCUAGUGGAUGGGCCAAUACUUGUGUCCAUAAAUGUUUUGGACGUAAACAACAACGCUCCACGUUUCAACCAGAGCAUUUACACGGCUACGAUUCUGGAAAACAGAUCACCAGUCUUCCCCUUCAUCCGGGUUUUUGCUUCUGACCGUGACGACCCAGAGACUCCGAACGCUCAGCUGCGCUACAGCCUGGUCAGCCAGAUCCCCAGCCACAAAAACACAUUCUUGUUUCAGAUCGACCCAGACACCGGAGACAUUUCCACCACACCAGAGGGAGAAGAGAUGCUGAAGGCCAGUGAAGGAAUCCAAUAUGCCAGAGGAGAAGAUCAGAGCAUUGAUUCCCUAAAGGCAAAGUUCAACGACUAUUGCACGGUCCAGGACAUCCCAUAUGAGGAAAACCCAUUCUUCACCUGUGUGGAGAGACAAGAGAUUAAGAGGCGUAAUUUGGACCCGCUGGAGGACCCCGACUACACCCUAUUUAUCCGUGUGGAGGACAUGGACGGAGCCACAGAGACAGCUCUGAGUGGAACUGCCAGAGUUCACAUUGCUGUGCUGCCCAACCUGUGGCGCAACCCCGGGCAAAUAACUAUUGCGGAGAAUUUAAAAGUAGAUUAUCCCCAUGUCAUUGCAAAGGUCCAGUCUAAUGAUCCCAAUGCCAUCUACACAUUAGUGCAGAAGGAGCGAGAGCUGCGCUUCCCCUUCCAGAUCACAGAAAAUGGAGAGAUACUGGUGACAGAGGAGCUGGAUAGAGAAGACAAAGAGAUGUACAUCUUAGUUGUGUUUGCAAAAGACAACAGUGACAAAACUGUGGAUCCACCCAUGGAGAUUCCUGUUUUGGUGUUGGAUAAGAAUGACAACCAGCCAAUGUGUUCAGAGGGGGAUACUUUACUGGAGGUGCAGGAGAACGAGCCGAUAGGCAGCUUCAUUGGACGGGUAUCUGCCCAUGAUGACGAUAAAGAAGGAACUUUGAAUUCUAAGCUGACUUACACCCUCAGGACAGAAGAUCCAUCCAUCCUUAGCACCUUCUCUAUCGACGAAAACUCUGGAGAUAUCCAGGCCCUGCGCUUACUUCAGAGAAGAGAGGGGAAAGUUUACAACCUGGAAGUCAGUGUCAGUGAUGCAGAUUUCACCACAAACUGCAAGGUGACCAUCAAUGUGAUCGACGUGAACAACGAGCUGCCUCUUUUUGAAAAGACCCACUACGGUAACCACUCUCUAACUGAGGACGCUGAGGUGGGCAAAACGGUGAUGACCAUCAGAGCCACUGACGCAGACGAGCCAGAUUCCGGCAGCUCCUACAUCCUUUUCAACAUCUCCAAAGGAAACGACGGAGAUGUAUUUGAUGUGCAAACUGAUGGCCAAGGAGUCGGUUACGUUGUCAUUGCAAAGCCCCUGGACUUUGAGUCCCUUCAUACCUACAACCUCCAGAUUGAUGCGCGCAACAAAGAGCCCCUGAUGGAGGGUCUGCAUUACGGCAGCGACUCCACAGCCACCCUGACCCUGUCCAUCACAGAUGUGGACGAAGCCCCAGAGUUCAGCCUAGAUGUCCUGGACGUGGCAGUUCCUGAAAACUUUACUAAGGGAUCAGUUCUGUAUGCAGUGAAGGCAAAGGACCCAGAGGGGAAGGAGAUCGGGUUCAAGCUGGAUGGCGAUGCUCAGGGCUGGCUAGAGAUUGACGCUGCCUCCGGAGAGAUCAGGACCAAAGAAAAGCUGGACAGAGAGAAAGUGGAGACCUUUGAUCUCACUGUCACUGCGUUUGAGAAAGAUAACCCAGAGAAGUCAUCUGAAACCGUUGUCCACGUGCGGCUACUGGAUGUCAACGACAAUGUUCCCAAACUGACUGAGACCAAGACCUUCCUGUGCAUGCAGAACAUUAAACCUGUCAUCAUCACAGCUGAAGAUGGGGACAGCGACCCUUUUUCCCGUCCUUUCAAUUUCAGCUUCACAAAGAAAUCUGCCAACUGGAAGCUGAGGCAAAUCGAUGAAUCAUCGGCUGAACUGCAGUUGGUCAAAAAACCCCUCAGAGAAGGAACGUACUCUCUUAAGAUCACCGUUAAAGACAAAGCAGGCAUGGGAGUUCCACAGCUCUUUGAGGUAAAAAUUUGCAACUGCACAUCCAUGGGCUACUGCUACGUCGCACCACAUGGAUUGGACUUUAAACCUCAGAUGGGACUCACUGUCGGGAUCUUCAUAGGCAUUCUGGGAUUCAGCAUUAUCCUCUUCAUCAUAGCGGUCAAGCGCUCAGCUAAAAAGAACAAGAAUCAGGCGGAAGACGGGGAGCAGAAACCCAUGAUGUAAAGAGAAGCAUGUGAAGUUUUAUUUAUAUACUGAAGUGUCACAAAUUACCUUGAAGAAGUUUUGGAAGUUGUACCACAUGCACACAGCCUGUUUUAGCAUUUUUUGCCACAAACCCAAAGCAUGCAUCUAUCUUUAUUUUUUUUUUUGGUGAGAAUGUUUAGUCGUUAUUGUUUAUAUGUGUUUCUGGUACCUUUUAACAGCAGGAGCUGAUGCCUCACAGACAGCUCAAACAAUUUUAUUCCCAGUGAGCAUCUUCACUGCUUAGUAAACAGAGGAAAUCACAGACGCAAUUGAACAAACUUAAAGAAAAUCUUUUUUUUUCACUUUCACAUCUUCAGAUGCUGUUUUAUUUCAGCCUUUUUUUAUUCAAACGAUUUAUGAGUGGAGUUUGAUUAUUAGGUGCUGUGCAUGCUAAAUUCACUUGGUAGGCCAGCUGAUCGUUCUCACAGCUUGUUGACUUAAUGUAUUAAAACGACACUGGCUGGUUCAUUAGCAGUUUCAUGGUUUCCUAUGAUUUAAUGUGUUGGAUUUUUUUUUUUUUUCCCACUCACCCAGUGUCUGUAGGUGUUAAGCAACAUGUUAAUGAACAAUUACUGGAUCAUUUUUUUUUGUAAAGUGCAGCUACUGCUCUUUUUUCCCAAUUAAACAGAACUUGGGAUUUAC
Molecule: messenger RNA, 3328 nt
Organism: Cyprinodon tularosa
Lineage: Eukaryota; Metazoa; Chordata; Actinopteri; Cyprinodontiformes; Cyprinodontidae
Gene: cdh17
Product: cadherin 17, LI cadherin (liver-intestine)
Exons: 19
Coding region: 68-2665 (865 amino acids)
Biological process (GO): homophilic cell-cell adhesion; cell morphogenesis; cell-cell junction assembly
Cellular component (GO): catenin complex; plasma membrane; adherens junction
Molecular function (GO): cadherin binding; calcium ion binding
Source: RefSeq, a predicted model, not a curated record